UGUUAACCUUCGCCAGUUGUACAGAUUACUAUCACCUAAAUUUCAUAGUUAGUACAUCCCUGACUAGAAUAAACAUGAAAACUUGCGCAAUUAUUUAUUUUUGAGAUUGUUUAGUUACGCUAACGUGAUUGAUUCUGCUUCUGCUCUAUCUGUGCACAUUUAAAUUUCUGACCGUGUGACUAGACUGUCCAAGGAUGCCUUCUUUUACAAACGGUGGGAAUGCCGAAUCGGAUACAUUUUUGUUCACUUCCGAGUCUGUUGGUGAAGGACACCCAGACAAAGUUUGUGAUCAGAUAAGUGAUGCCAUACUUGAUGAGUUUCUGCGCCAGGAUCCUGAGGCUAAAGUAGCAUGUGAAUCCUUCGUAAAAAGUGGACUUAUUCUUGUUGGGGGCGAAAUCUCGUCGAACGCUGUAGUUGACAUACAGAAAACUGUCCGCGAUGUUGUGAAGCAUAUCGGUUACGAUGAUACUCACAAGGGUUUAGAUUAUAAGAAUUGCAAUGUCUUAACAGUGAUUGAGCAACAAAGUGCAGAUAUCGCGAAGGGUGUACAUGAAGGAAGAAAAAUUGAAGAUAUUGGUGCUGGAGACCAAGGAUUAAUGUUUGGUUAUGCAACUGACGAAACUGAAGAAUGUAUGCCCUUAACAGUUACCCUAUCACACGCUUUAAAUAAACGCAUAGCCACAUGUAGGCGUAAUGGUAUUUUGCCGUGGGCGGGUCCUGAUUCAAAGACUCAAGUGACCGUAGAGUAUUUAAAUGAUCAUGGAGCUUGUCGACCUUUACGAGUACAUACAGUGGUCAUUUCUACACAACAUGAUGAACAUGUAACUUUGGAAAAAGUUCGAGCUGAUUUAAUGGAAUAUGUUAUUAAAGAAGUAAUCCCUACAAAUCUCUUAGAUGAAAAAACUAAAUAUCAUUUAAAUCCAGCUGGAAGAUUUGUAAUUGGUGGUCCUCAAAGUGAUGCUGGUUUAACUGGCAGAAAAAUCAUUGUAGACACAUACGGAGGCUGGGGUGCACAUGGUGGCGGGGCGUUUUCUGGGAAAGAUUAUUCCAAAGUUGAUCGAUCCGCAGCUUAUGCAGCACGUUGGGUGGCUAAAUCCCUUGUAAAAUCUGGCCUUUGUCGCCGUGUCCUAGUUCAGCUCUCGUACGCUAUCGGGAUCGCAGAACCAUUGGCUAUUAAUGUAAACAGUUAUGGAACUGCAAAGAUUAGCGAUAAGAAAUUAUUGGAUAUUAUUGUGAAUAAUUUCGAUCUACGUCCUGGAGUAAUAGUCAAAGACUUAGAUCUCCGAACACCUCGUUAUUUACAAACUGCUGUUUAUGGCCACUUUGGUCGACCGGAAUUCCCAUGGGAACAAUGUAAAAAGUUAACAUUCUAACCUGUGAAAGAUCAAGGCAUCCGUUUUUUGUUGAAAACCCAAUCGUGAAUAUAUUUAUAUAUAUAAUAAAUUGGAGACACAAAUUCUGUUUGUUUACUACUUUACGUAAUUUUGCAUUUGCUAGUCACAUCCUUUUCAAUCACCUAUUACUACUCCCCCACUCCACUCUUCUACUCUCUAAAGUGUUCGCUCAUAUUUAUAUAUCGCAUCAUGGAACUGAAUCGUUCAUUAGUGUAUUUAAAAUAAUCAUUGUCAUUCCUUGGUUAUGUUGUACGGUUUUUUUUAAAGAAAAGAUUAAACUUGUAGAAGUGA
This is a messenger RNA of Schistosoma bovis, 1685 nucleotides long. The record is from the annotation of a GenBank genome assembly. NCBI's taxonomy places the organism in Eukaryota, Metazoa, Platyhelminthes, Trematoda, Strigeidida, Schistosomatidae.